CUACUUACACAGCGUGAGCGAGGUAAAGCGUCGUUGUUUCACCCCGGACUUAUUUUUGUAGCGACACAGCCAACAUGGACGCUGUUGUAGAGCAUUUGACAGAGGUGGAGGAAGCAGCGGAGGACGUCCUCACCACUAAACAGCAGAUUGUGGACUUGGACUCAAAGAGAAACAAGAACAGAGAGGCCCUGAACGCACUGAAAACUGAAAUGGCCGAUUCAGAGAAAGUGAAGGUUUGCUUUGGGAACAUGUUCAUCAAAUUCCCCAAGUCAAAGACAAGAGAGAUGAUUGAGAAAGACCAGGAGCAGCUGGAGAAGGAGAUUAACGACCUUCAUAAAGAACUGAAAGCAAAAGUCAACCAUCUCAAUGAGAUGCAAGGUAACCCUGAGCUGAGAGGCUACAAUCUCUCUCCUCUGUCCACUGGUGAAAUCAAAGCUAUGAACAGCAUUUUCAAGAUAUGAAGAUUUUCUGAGGACAUGAGCUUCACCUGCCACCUCUGAGCUGUAAUGUUUUAUCCUGUGGCUGAUGUGAUGACACCGUAAAUCAGAAUCCCGAUGGAGCCACUACAUCCUGACAUCUGUAUAUCCUGUCAUCCUUUUUUCAGCUUCUGUCAAACAUCGUAUUCUCAUUAUAAAACUUCACAAAGAUCAUUUAAGGUUGAAAGUACAUUUCAAUGUUCUCGCUAAUCUCUUAUUUGUUGAGGUUCUAUGCAAACUGUGGAUACGCAAUGUUAAUGAAAUUCCAUAUCACCAGAUAUGUGAUUUUAUAUAGUAUUGAUAGGCAGUAAAUAGGGAAAUUAUGAAUUAAUAAAAUAAACAACAUUUUUGCCAAGAAAUAAAAAGUAAUGUUGACCUUAUACUGCAAUAUAUAGCAGUAUUACAAUAAUAUUACACAACCAUAAAUAUUGAAUUAUUGUCAUCAUAUUUUACAUACAUUAUCAUCAACAGUUUUCAACCAGCUAAAUUAGCUGACUGCUUAAAAGUUGAUCUAACCACAGAAAGUGGUGUCCUGCAUCUGUAAAAACUGACGAGUGUGAAAAACCUGCAGUGGUGAUGCUUCUUUGGAAUCUCGCCUGGGUGACGCUGAGGCACCUACCUAGUGAAAACACUGCAAUGUCAAAAGCCUUCCAUCAACUGUUAGUGUCAUUGUAGCCAACAAUGACAUAACAGGAUACAUAACCAAAAAUACGUCAACAUAGAUAAAUUACUCCACACUGCAAACUGAAUGUGAGCUCACCCUUAGCAGUCAUUAAUAACCCUUCAUUUCCCAGUGUGCACAACAAUAGAUCACAAUCAGUUUAUAAACUGAUGGUGUUUGGCUACCUUUGUCGGUACAAUGUUACAACCAACAAUGGACCUGAGCAGAAUAACUGACUAUAUAAUAUAUAUAUAUAUAGUUUGUGGUCCAGUGAAAAAUCAAUACAGGCUGGUUCAUAGUCACAAGAUGGCAGUGCAGUGAAGGUGUACAGCGCAGACAUGGCGCCUUGAUAUCACCUUCUGCCUCCAUAGCCUCACAACCAGUCUUUGUUCUCUGGGAGUAUCACUGCACUGCCUGACACAUUAUGUAAUACACACCAGUUAUGUGGCUAGGUAUUGACUGAAAUUUGUAAAUGAAGAUUUGAUUUUGUGGUGUGUGAAAAAAAAAUCUUUAUUGUAUAAAACGUCAUUGUUUGCAUCCUGUUUGAAAGUUAGGAAUUAUAUUGCCUUUAUGUUUUGUCCUCUUUAUAUUCACCCUCCAAUCUUUGAAUAAAUGUAUUUUUACCAUUUG
This is a messenger RNA of Pleuronectes platessa (European plaice), 1767 nucleotides long. It is a transcript of the gene pdrg1, whose product is annotated as p53 and DNA-damage regulated 1. Gene Ontology annotation, cellular component: prefoldin complex. The coding region runs from base 75 to 461 and encodes 128 amino acids. The record is from RefSeq and is a predicted model, not a curated record. Gene Ontology annotation, biological process: protein folding. The transcript has 5 exons. NCBI's taxonomy places the organism in Eukaryota, Metazoa, Chordata, Actinopteri, Pleuronectiformes, Pleuronectidae.